AUGCUUCAGAUAUUCUUUUUCCUUGCCAUUAUUGUCUCAGCAAUUUUGAAUUUUGCGGGGCUCAUUGUAAAUCUCUUUAUUGCAGUGGUCAGUUUUCGGACUUGGCUCAAAAGCCCCAGAAUCUCCUCUUCGAAUAGGAUCCUCUUCAGCUUGGGCGUCACCAGAUUUCUGACGCUGGGACUGUUUCUACUCAACAUCACAUACUCCUUCAUCUCUCCAAAUGUGGAAAGGUCAGUGCACUUAUCUACUUUUUUCCUGUUGUGUUGGAUGUUUUUGGACUCGAAUAGUCUCUGGCUUGUCACCUUGCUCAAUGCCUUGUACUGUGUAAAGAUUACGGACAUGCAACACGCGGUAUUUCUCCUGCUGAAACGAAAUCUCUCCCCAAAGAUCCCCAGGCUCGUGCUAGCUUGUGCGCUGAUUUCUGCCUUCACCACUCUCCUGUAUGUGGUGCUCAGACAGACAUCGUGCUUUCCUGAAUUUGUGCCUGGGAAGAAUGGUACAGGAUGUGACAUCAACGAGGGCGUCUUGUCUUUGGUGAUCUCUUUGGUCUUGCGCUCGUUUCUCCAGUUCAUCAUUAAUGUGACUUCUGCUUCCUUGUUAAUUCAUUCCUUGAGGAGACAUAUACAGAAGAUGCAGAAAAACACCACUGUUUUUUGGACUCCCCAGACUGAAGCUCACCUGGGCGCUAUGAAGCUCAUGAUCUGUUUCCUCAUCUUGUACAUUCCGUACUCACUCGCUUCUCUGCUACAUUAUUUCCCCUUUGUCAGGAUGGAUUUGGGAGCCAGAUCCAUCUGCAUGGUUAUUUCCACCAUUUACCCUCCAGGACAUUCUGUUUUCAUUAUUCUCACACAUCCUAAACUGAGAACAAAAUCAAAGGCGAUUCUUUGUUUCAACAAGUAG
Enhydra lutris kenyoni (northern sea otter) is the source of this 900-nucleotide messenger RNA. RefSeq names its product taste 2 receptor member 4. NCBI's taxonomy places the organism in Eukaryota, Metazoa, Chordata, Mammalia, Carnivora, Mustelidae. The transcript has a single exon. Gene Ontology annotation, cellular component: membrane. The record is from RefSeq and is a predicted model, not a curated record. Gene Ontology annotation, biological process: detection of chemical stimulus involved in sensory perception of bitter taste; G protein-coupled receptor signaling pathway; sensory perception of taste. The coding region runs from base 1 to 900 and encodes 299 amino acids. Gene Ontology annotation, molecular function: bitter taste receptor activity; G protein-coupled receptor activity.